AUGGUCAAGAUUAGCUGUUCGCUGGUGGUGCUCCUUUCGCUUUGCGCUUGUUCAUACGCUCAAUAUGAGUAUCCACAGCAGCGUCCUUCGCCGGGAACUGGAGCUCAGCCUACUGGUGGGCAAGUAGACAAUCGUAUCCUUGGAAAUCUCCUCGGUGGCGGAGGAGGACUCCUUGGAGGCGGCGGUGGCGGAGGAGGACUCUUCGGAAAUUUGUUGGGCGGCCUUUUGGGUGGCAAUCGUCCGCAACCACAGCCCUAUCCAGUGCCAGUUCCCGCAUAUGGAGGCGGAUUCGGCGGUGGAUACCCAAUUGGAGGAGGCGGAUAUGCUGGCGGUCUUCCUGGUGGUUAUCCAGGUGGCUUUGGUGGCGGCUUCGGUGGCGGCUACGGUAAUCCAUACGGUGGAUAUUAUGGCUAA
This is a messenger RNA of Drosophila mauritiana, 414 nucleotides long. Its product is annotated as glycine-rich cell wall structural protein. Lineage: Eukaryota; Metazoa; Arthropoda; Insecta; Diptera; Drosophilidae. The record is from RefSeq and is a predicted model, not a curated record. Bases 1 to 414 code for a protein of 137 amino acids. The transcript is spliced from 2 exons.